Molecule: messenger RNA, 522 nt
Organism: Clonostachys rhizophaga
Lineage: Eukaryota; Fungi; Ascomycota; Sordariomycetes; Hypocreales; Bionectriaceae
Source: the annotation of a GenBank genome assembly
AUGUCUGUAGCCGAAGUUCAGUUCGAGCAUUACCGGGCGCCCAACACCCUGGGCGUCCAGGAAACAGCGCCCCGCCUCAGCUGGAAGAUCAAAGAACAGCACUCUGUCUUCAGUCAACGUGGUUACGAAGUCAAGUUAACUGUAUAUGACUCCCGAUUGCAAGUUUUGCACUCUUCAUUGGCCACUCGUCACUCGACAAUCUCGCAAUUAGUCCCGUGGCCUUUCGACGACUCGCUACAGUCACGUCAGCGAGUUUCUGUCAGCAUUCGGGCCUGGGAUGAUCAAGGGGAAAGCACUCCCUGGAGCGACCCUGUAGAGCUCGAGAUUGGCCUUUUGGAACGCUCUGACUGGGUGGGUGAACGGAUUGCGGCGCCGUGGGCUGGUCUCACCAAGGGACCUGACUGCGAGCAGCUUUUUCGCAAGCAAUUUCACAUUGACCCUUGCGCCGGCAAUCCCUUGGUCAAAGCACGCUUAUACAUCACAUCACAAGGCGUUUAUGAAGCAGAAAUCAACGGAGUCCGU